Fraxinus pennsylvanica is the source of this 603-nucleotide messenger RNA. Lineage: Eukaryota; Viridiplantae; Streptophyta; Magnoliopsida; Lamiales; Oleaceae. The record is from the annotation of a GenBank genome assembly.
AUGGUGACGUCACCGCUAGUAAACACAUAUCCUCUUGCGAGCUACACUUUCGGCACCAAAGAGCCCAAGAUGGAGAAAGACACCUCCGUCGCCGAUCGACUAGCCCGUAUGAAAGUCAAUUACAUGAAGGAAGGCAUGAGGACAAGCGUUGAGGGGAUUUUAUUGGUUCAAGAACAUAAUCAUCCCCACAUUCUUCUUUUGCAAAUUGGAAAUACUUUCUGUAAACUCCCAGGUGGCAGAUUGAAGCCAGGAGAGAAUGAGAUUGAAGGCUUGAAAAGGAAACUCUCUAGCAAACUUGCUGCUAAUUCAUCUUCUCUGCAGCCAGAUUGGCAGAUAGGUGAGUGUGUGGCUAUCUGGUGGAGACCAAAUUUUGAAACCACAAUGUAUCCUUACUGCCCUCCACACAUAACAAAGCCUAAGGAGUGCAAGAAGCUUUUCCUCGUUCACUUGUCUGAAAGAGAGUACUUUGCUGUGCCUAAGAACUUGAAACUUCUUGCCGUCCCAUUGUUUGAACUAUAUGACAAUGUUCAGAGAUAUGGACCAGUCAUAUCCACUAUUCCACAGCAGCUAUCCAGGUUUCAGUUCAACAUGAUCCAUCAAUAA